Messenger RNA from Danaus plexippus (monarch butterfly), 1367 nucleotides. It is a transcript of the gene BBS5, whose product is annotated as Bardet-Biedl syndrome 5 protein homolog. Gene Ontology annotation, biological process: intracellular transport; cilium assembly. Gene Ontology annotation, molecular function: phosphatidylinositol-3-phosphate binding. Gene Ontology annotation, cellular component: BBSome; ciliary basal body. The coding region runs from base 47 to 1084 and encodes 345 amino acids. Lineage: Eukaryota; Metazoa; Arthropoda; Insecta; Lepidoptera; Nymphalidae. The record is from RefSeq and is a predicted model, not a curated record. The transcript has 7 exons.
UGACAACCAAUACAAUAACACACGAAACUGAUAUAAAACAUAAAGGAUGCCGAAAUCAAAACGAGGAAUUGUUUGGGAAGACCGCGAAGUUCUUUUCGAUCUGCCGUUCUCAUAUCUCAAGCUGAGAACCGGCGAGAAAGUCUUCGAUAGAAUUGAACCGAUAGAGGACACGAAAGGAAACAGUGGCAUGAAGGGCCGGCUGGUUGUUACCAACCUUAGAAUAAUCUGGCACUCUCUCACCUCGCCCAGGAUCAACUUAACCGUCGGUCUGAACUGCUUUAUGUCCACAAGCACGAAGGUUGUGAACUCCGGUCUCCGUGGGACCACGCAGGCUCUAUACAUACUGGCCGGUUACAACACGAACAAGUACGAAUUCGUCUUCACCAAUCUGGCGCCAAACUGCGUGAGGCAUUACACAUCCGUUUCCGGCGUUCAUAAAGCAUAUGCCUCUUCUCGUAUGUACCGCGACCUCAAGCUGAGAGGUGCUUUCAUUCACAACAAGCAAUUGAAAGUAUUACCACUAGAAAAGAUCUGUCUAACUCAAAACGGUAUAUGGAAUUUAUCCAGCGAAUCUGGUAAUUUGGGGACAAUGGUAAUAAGCAACGUACGGAUAGUCUGGUACGCUGAUAUCAACGAAUCAUUUAACGUAUCCAUGCCGUACAUCACUAUAGAAAGUAUUACGGUGAGAGAUUCAAAGUUCGGUGAUGCAUUAGUGAUAGCGACUCGCCCGUCUUGCGGCGGCUACGUGUUGGGGUUUAGAGCUGAACGAGAGAGACUUCAGCCGCUAUUGAGUGAAUUACAAACGUUACACAACGCGUACACUGACGCGCCUGUAUUCGGAGUUGAAAUGUGCUGGGAGAGUGAGAUAUCCAAACCUCUACACGAUGAUAUAAAUGAAUUGGAAGAAAUCGGGGAACCCCGCGGCGAGAUGGGACCCUCGUUAUAUUUAGCGUCUCAACAGUCUCAACACAAAGACGACGCUGACGUACAACCCGUGUACAGCCAGUACCUAGGGCUGGCCAUAGAACCGUUAAAAGAAGGAUUCACUUUACAAAGCCUUUUUGAAGUUCAGACAGCGUCUUAAUAAUCGUCUCAUUACUAUAUUAAUAUUAAAAAUAUACUAUAUAAUUUUAUAUCUAAUAAUAAUAAUAAUUUAUUGGUCUAAAAGCAAAACAGCUUACAAUUAUGUUAACACUGUUAGUUAUACUUUUUAUUAAGCACACAAUUAUUAUAUUAUUUUAGUGAAAACGGUUUUCUAUGCCCUGUGCUAGUUAAAAAACUAUUACAGGGCACGGGACCUUUCGCAAAUUAAGAAUUAUGUAAAGAGUGGUGGACGUUAUUAUUUAAAUAAAAGUAAAUUUGAUGGA